AUGGCGUCCGAGAGCUUCGAGGAGGCGCCCGACAGGAUAGCGGCGACGCUUAACGGCCGUGACGUCCUGUUGACCGGGGGCACGGGCUUCUUGGGCAAAGUCUUUGUGGAAAAGUUCCUGCGCCUCCUGCCCGACAUCAACCAGCUGUAUCUGCUCGUCAGGGCGAAGAAGGGCAAGGACCCGAAGCACAGGCUCGACGACAUAUUCAAUUCCGCGUUUAAACUUUCACAAUGGGACUGGUGGCUUGUACAUUACGAAUUAUCACGAGUACUUGCCGAGAAUGAGAAUACCAACAGCUUUGUUACGGUGACGGAAGUUGAUAAAAAUUUCGAACACGAACAGAGUUUCGGAAUGUGCCGAGUCCACCGGCGCAUCAAAAAAGGCUUCGAGGUGUUCGAGUACUACGCAAACAACCAAUGGGACUUUGAAAACUCGAACAUAGCGGAACUCCGGUCCAGUUUGAAUGCGAAAGAACGAGUACUUUACCAGUUGCACGGCGAUGACAUGCAGCUGGACGAUUACUUCGAGAGUUGCCUCAGGGCCUGUCGAAUAUACAUCUUGAACGAGCCGCCGGAAACUUUACCCGCCGCCCGACGACACAUGAGAGUGAUGUAUUGGGUCGACGUGUUCACGAAAAUCAUGUUCUUCGUGCUGCUGAUCUACAUGUUCGCGUGCUGGAGCGACAGCUUCAAAUUCGACGAAUUAUUGAAACGAGCAGUUAUUUUAAAUACAAGAGGCACAAAGCUAAUGCUAGAAUUGGCCAAAGAAAUGAAAAAACUCGAUCUCUUUGUACACAUAAGCACGGCGUACUGCCAUCUUGAAGAAAAGGUAAUUUUUUCAAACAUUUUCCGCAGACCGAGCAUCGUGAUACCGAUCUGGAAGGAGCCGGUGCCCGGCUGGACGGACAACUUAAACGGGCCGACGGGCUUGCUGAUCGGCGCGGGCAAGGGCGUCAUCAGGACGAUGCACUGCAACCAGAACAGCUACGCGGACUACGUGCCGGUCGACAUAGCCGUGAACGCCAUACUGGCCAUCACGUGGAACUACCUCGGCAACGCCCAGCACGACAAGCGCGUCUACAAUCUCACCAGCAGCAGCGAGUUCAAGGUCUCGUGGGCCGAGAUAAUCGACAUUGGCCGCCGGGUGACGGAGAAGGUGCCGCUCAACGGCGUCGUCUGGUAUCCCGGGGGCAGCAUGAAGAAGAGCCGGUUCGUCCACAACAUGUCCGUGCUCUUCUUCCACAUGAUACCGGCUUACAUCAUCGACGCGCUCAUCUUCCUCGCCGGACACAAGCCCAUAAUGUGCCGAGUCCACCGGCGCAUCAAAAAAGGCUUCGAGGUGUUCGAGUACUACGCAAACAACCAAUGGGACUUUGAAAACUCGAACAUAGCGGAACUCCGGUCCAGUUUGAAUGCGAAAGAACGAGUACUUUACCAGUUGCACGGCGAUGACAUGCAGCUGGACGAUUACUUCGAGAGUUGCCUCAGGGCCUGUCGAAUAUACAUCUUGAACGAGCCGCCGGAAACUUUACCCGCCGCCCGACGACACAUGAGAGUGAUGUAUUGGGUCGACGUGUUCACGAAAAUCAUGUUCUUCGUGCUGCUGAUCUACAUGUUCGCGUGCUGGAGCGACAGCUUCAAGUCACUGAUCGUCGGCAGCUGGAAAAUACUCGACCGGGCAUUAACUUCUUAACUGCGUGUCCCAUGAUUUUAUGAUUUUAUUGUUUCAUUAUUAUUAUUAUUAUUAUUAUUAUUAUUACAACUAUGAUUAUUUUUGUUCAUUACUUAUGAGGAGUGUGUUUUGCAUCAGGAGGAUGGAUAUUACUCAUCAAAUUUUGAAGAUCAGUUUUCUGAUAUCUCAAAAUCAUCGGGAUCACCUAGUAUUAUCAAAAUGACAAUUUAAACCAAAAAAUGGCAACUUUUUUUACGUUUGGGAUAAAAAUCAAUACUUUCGUUUUGAAACAGAUUCAACAGAUUUGCGAGACUUGAACGAUGGACGGAAUAUAAAAUUUUGAAUUUGAAUUGUCGAGGGUGUAAAGUGCGACAUCGCACCCACACUUCCGGGAAGGUCUAUUAUAGAUCUGUCGAGAUGAAUAAUUAAUUUCAGGAGAUGAGAUAAUACGAAAUACACUACCUGUUAGAAUAUUAUAAUUGUAAAUUUACCAAAUGAUUAAAGGGGGUACUCGCUGCUCAAGGUAAUCUUGACAAUCGAAUGAGUCGAUUGAGUACCUCACUGUGAAUGCAGUUGUGUAAUGUACAUGUAUGUAACUGACAAUACAACAGGGUGAUUUUUCUUUGAAACGACCAACAGAAAAAUAAGUACUACGUUAGGGAUCUAAGUUUAAUUCUUUCUCCUUUCUGUUCUAUUUCUCCCAUCUGUUUUCCUAUUGAAAAUCAAUUUCUUUGUAUUAUAUAUUUUUAAUUGUAAUUUUGUAACGUUGACUAAAGUUGAUAAGGUAAUCAACCAUUAACCAUGGAUGGAAUAAAAAUAAAACUUAGGA
This is a messenger RNA of Copidosoma floridanum, 2500 nucleotides long. Its product is annotated as putative fatty acyl-CoA reductase CG5065. Gene Ontology annotation, cellular component: peroxisome. Lineage: Eukaryota; Metazoa; Arthropoda; Insecta; Hymenoptera; Encyrtidae. The record is from RefSeq and is a predicted model, not a curated record. Gene Ontology annotation, molecular function: alcohol-forming very long-chain fatty acyl-CoA reductase (NADP+) activity. Gene Ontology annotation, biological process: long-chain fatty-acyl-CoA metabolic process.